Calidris pugnax (ruff) is the source of this 1923-nucleotide messenger RNA. It is a transcript of the gene VPS37A, whose product is annotated as vacuolar protein sorting 37 homolog A (S. cerevisiae). The transcript has 12 exons. Gene Ontology annotation, cellular component: ESCRT I complex. Gene Ontology annotation, biological process: protein targeting to vacuole; ubiquitin-dependent protein catabolic process via the multivesicular body sorting pathway; protein targeting to membrane. The coding region runs from base 94 to 1272 and encodes 392 amino acids. NCBI's taxonomy places the organism in Eukaryota, Metazoa, Chordata, Aves, Charadriiformes, Scolopacidae. The record is from RefSeq and is a predicted model, not a curated record.
GCAGCCGCCGUGAGGGGGGGAGAGGCGCCGGGGCGGGAGGAGGCCGGGCCUGGGCCUCCGGUGCUGCCGCCGCCGCCGGGAGGGUGAGGGAGGAUGAACUGGCUGUUCCCCCUCGCCAAGGGCGGCGGCUCGGCCACCCCGCUGCCCGCCCUCACCACCCUCCAGCAGCAGAAGCAGCGGCAGAUCGAGUCCCUGCGCGGAGCCCACGCGUCCAUUGCAGAAAUUCAGAAAGAUGUGGAAUAUCGACUGCCAUUCACUGUAAACAACUUGACAAUUAAUAUUAACAUCUUGCUUCCACCUCAGUUUCCUCAGGAAAAGCCAGUCAUCAGUGUUUUCCCACCUGUGAGACAUCAUUUAAUGGACAAGCAGGGAGUUUAUGUGACUGGUCCACUAAUCAGUAAUUUUACAAUGCACUCAGAUCUUGGAAAAAUUAUUCAAAGUUUACUGGAUGAGUUUUGGAAGAAUCCUCCGGUUCUGGCUCCGAGCUCAACUUCAUUUCCAUACCUUUUCAACAAACCAGCUGGAAUGCCUCCUUAUCCUCCUCAGGGGUUUCCAUUCCUCCCUCCCUACCCACCUCAAGAGCCAAACAGAACGAUGGCGGCCGUGCCCGUCGCCGAGUCUGUUCCUUCAAGCUACACUACGGACAAGCCUGCUGCUCCCUCCUACGGCCUGAUUGCUGACCUGCCCCUGCCUGUUCCAACAGCAGAAGCCGUGCUUCAGGUUGGUCAGAAUGGAUUUACCUACAAGAUGCCCGACGUUCCUGACACGUUUCCAGAACUCUCAGAACUAAGUAUAUCGCAGCUGACGGACAUGAACGAGCAGGAGGAGGUGCUGCUGGAGCAGUUUGUGACUCUGCCACAGCUGAAGCAAGUCAUUACUGACAGGGACGAGUUAGUCAAAAGCAUCGAGGAGCUGGCAAAAAAAAACUUGCUGCUGGAGCCCAGUCUUGAGGCAAAAAGACAGACGGUGUUGGAUAAACAUGAGCAGCUCACACAGCUGAAAGCAGCCUUUGAAAAAAAGAUGCAAAGACAGCAUGAACUUAGUGAGAGUUGCAGUCCAAGUGCUCUGCAAGCCAGACUUAAAGUAGCUGCUCAUGAAGCUGAAGAGGAAUCUGACACUAUUGCAGAAGACUUCUUGGAAGGCAAAACAGAAAUCGAUGACUUUCUUAGUAGUUUUAUGGAAAAGAGAACGCUCUGCCACUGUAGACGAGCCAAAGAGGAAAAGCUUCAACAGGCAAUAGCAAUGCACAGCCAAUUUCAUGCUCCACUAUAGACUUCCUGCAAACUACACCUGCCAAGAGAACGAGUGAAAAGCCCAAUAAAGCACACUUUUUAAUAAUUAUUAUUUGCAAAUAAGCAUUUCAUCUUAUACGGCGGUAUUUAUAGAAGAGAUUGUAUACAGAGCUGGGGUGGUUUUUGUACAAAUUAGAAUGUCUCUUUAUAUUCUCAUUGUACUCAAGAAUCCUUCUAUUGCAAUCUUUGCACUAAUUUCUUGUAUUUAUUGUUGAUAGUUCUUAUUAUAUUUAAGUUCCUGCUGCUAUACUCCAUUCUUCAGAGAUUAAAUAUCUAAACAUGUAAUUUAACUAGCUUUUUACAUUUUUAUAAGAGCAUAAUUCAUAUCUUUUGUAUUUUGAACUUACAAACAUAGAUUUGGCUUGAUCUGUGGAAUAGUUUGAGAUGAGUGGUGACAGGACUUUGGAAACUGAAGAAUUUCAUAAUCGGGGAUUGUCAGUGGAUUCACAGGCUGUCUUUUCUGGAAGCCAAAAUGUUUUAAGAACAAGUUUUUUUACUUUUAAGUAAUAAUUCAAAACUAGGUAUGGCCUGUAUUGUGUUUUGGAUAAGUAGAUUUGGAUUAAGCAAAGGAUGUGUUGGAACAAAUUCUAUUGGAAUGGAAAUAGAAUAAAUGAUCUCUGCGUAGAUUGGG